Messenger RNA from Toxoplasma gondii ME49, 5324 nucleotides. Its product is annotated as Phosphoethanolamine-cytidyltransferase. NCBI's taxonomy places the organism in Eukaryota, Apicomplexa, Conoidasida, Eucoccidiorida, Sarcocystidae. Gene Ontology annotation, biological process: phosphatidylethanolamine biosynthetic process. Gene Ontology annotation, molecular function: ethanolamine-phosphate cytidylyltransferase activity. Gene Ontology annotation, cellular component: cytoplasm. The coding region runs from base 1052 to 4438 and encodes 1128 amino acids. The record is from RefSeq and is a predicted model, not a curated record. The transcript has 6 exons.
GUCCGUUUUUUCAACGGUUCCCUCCUCAUAAAAUACGCUCUUGCGAUCGCCACACGUUUCUCUGCACACUAACCCCCGUCCGUGUUUCCAUUGUUCUCGCUGCUCGGCUGCGGCAUCUACUCUCCUCUCGACGGCGGACCUCUCCCGCAGCGGGGACUGUCGAUAAUGUGACUCUCCUGUUUCUCGAAACUGUUUUCAGGACUUUGGGCUUUUUUGGCGCUUGCAGUUGUGUCUGCAUUCGAGACGGAGGAAACGAGCAUUUGUUGCGUGCUCCCCUCGUUUCUCAUCGCGGUCUUCCUAUAGGGGAGUGAAAAUCAUCCCCCCUCGCGUUCGAGCGCACUCGACUCUUUUCCCUAAGAACAGCAUGCUCGCGUCGCUCUUCCGCUUUUUUGGGUCCCCCUCCCCCGCGUUCUUCCUUUAGACUUCUGAUUUCUUUUUUUCGCGGGUUUUCCGCCGUUUGUGGCUCCCAUAUUUCGCCUCAGCGCGAGAGACCGCUCCGGUGUCUCGACGUUCGCUGGGUGCCUGUCCAGUUUCUCUUGCUGUCUUGCUGAAUUUUCUCAAUUUUUUUUCAAUAUCUGGGUGUCUGACCUCCCAAAGGUGUUUUCUUCUUGAGUGUACCGCGAAGAACGUUCCGAAAGGCGACGACGAGAGCUGUUUCUGCCCAGACAUCUGGGGUUUCCGCCGCCCGUUUCUGAGCAUGCGCUCCACAUAGGUCCGAGGCGUCUUUGGUUCGGCGUCUGCAGACCGAUGAAUGAAUUCUUGUUUCAACAGAAAGACUCGUAGUCGGUGUUCCAUUGUGGAGGAUGCGCUUGCGCUGCCUUUGAGAGGAAAGCUCGUGUUUCCGCGGCGCAAGUCUCCACAGCGGCAACUAUCGCCGGACGCUUCAAUGCAGGCAUCCCCCUAGACUAGCCGACGGCUUCCGUCUUUGCAGCCUCUGCUCGCCGCCUGGUUUCCCCCUCUGACUUGCGCGGGACCCCGUGAAACUCGCCUACAAACGUUCUCGUCGGGUGCUUUAUAAACCGAAAGUUUCGCUGUGUCUGCGCGGUCACCGAUGACGGCGGUAGCGUCGUCGGAGGUGCUCGGCCCCGCCCGGUCGGGAGCCUUGCCUUCCUCUCCAUCCAAAAGCUGGUCUUCUCCGUUUAUUUCUUCUUCCUACCUCCACAAACUCAUUUUCCUCUACCUCCGCAUCAAUGCUGACGAAACGCUCUCGGCGAAACUCAGGCACUGGCCUUCGGUGUGCUGUCACUGCUCUUCCCGCGUUCGAGUUUCCCUUCCACAUGCGGCGGUCCGCUCCUCUUCUCACGCGUCUUCCGUCUCUUCGUUGACAACGUGUGCGACUGGGAACAAGAGCGCAUGCAGCUACUGCGGAGCCGGAGCCGGAGGGGCGACAGAGCCGAUGGAGGAAACUGAGGACGCAGAUUCAGCCGCCUCCCGGCACCCUUGCUGCUUCUGCUGCUGUGUGAAGGACCCCAAAUGGACAGCCGAGGCAGACGCAGAGUUCUCAGCUCUGCGGGCGCAUCUCCUUCAGUUUGUGGCGCGUAGCGAAGCUUCUCCAAACCCAGGGGAGACGUCGCCUGCCGGUGAGACGGCGGAGACAGAAACUCCAGGCUUCUCUCCAUUGUCCAGUCAAUCUACGGGGGAAAAUCGAAUGCACGCGAGUUCCAGAGACUGCUCUGCCUUAUCGGCGCCUCUUUCUGGAGACCGAGCUAAGACCGACAAAAAAGGCGAGGAGACGGACGCCGGUGCCGGGGCAGGGCCGGAGACGAGUGAGCAGACCAGAGAACGCUUGGGCAGACUGCAUGCGUAUGCGGCGUCUGGACUACGCAAGGAGACGGAGACGCAAGGAAGCACGCUCGGCUCCGGACGGAUCGAGGAAGAGCAAAAGAUCACAGAGGACGAAACGAAGGGCCAUCGAGGCGUCUCUCCACUGGAACAAGAGACCCUGUGCAGCGAGGUGGUUUCGCCCUGUGACUGCGAAGAGGAGGCAACGCCCGUCGAGCAGGUGGAAAGCGACCAAGUGACGCCUGCAAAACCUGCCUGCGUCCGGGACGCCAGUGUCUGUACACAUGAGCAGACCAGGAACGACGACGGCGGCGUUCCAGACACGGAGGAAAACCGCGUUCAAGAAGAAGCGUCUGCUUUUUUCUCUGGAGAAGCGCGGAAGGCGGAGAGUUACAAACAUUUUUCUGUUUGUCGAGGACCGCAGAGUCGCGCAACAGAUGCUGAACUCGGAAGAACAAAUGUCUCUCCUGCAGGCCGCUCAGAGACAGGACGAGGGGCGUUGCCUUCUGAGCAGGCAGACGCGCCGCCUUGUCCCCCCUCUUCCCCCGCGAGUUCGUUUCUUGCGGACUGUGUCUCUGGACGCCAACAUGUCUCUCUGUCUCCUCUCGGCGUCUCUUCCUCGAGCGCGUGUCUAGACAGCGUCCCGGCGUAUCACUGGAACGCGCUUCCUCUGGUCUUGCCCGUUCCAUCUGCCUUUUCGUCUUUCCAGCACCUGGCAAGUCCCUGUGCGUCUCCGUCCUCUCCCGUGGCUUCGCCAUCCUCUCCCGUGGGUUCGCCGUCUGCGAAGUCACUCUUUUUUCGACCGUCUCCGUCUUCAGGUCCGGCCGAGGAGACUCCCCCGCAUGCGUCCUUCGCUCUCGCGCCAGUGGCUCCGUCGCCGCAGCUGUCUCCGUUCCCCGCGCGAUCCGCAUGCGCUCCGGGAGCUCCUGUGCGGAUCUACGUGGACGGCGUAUUCGACCUCCUGCACUCGGGGCACUUCAACGCGCUUCGCCAGGCUCGACAGCUGGGCGGGAAGUUGGUGGUGGGCGUCUGCAGCGACGCGGCGACUUUCGCGGCAAAGAAAGUCCGGCCUAUCUACACGGAGACGGAGCGAGCGGAAAUCGUUCGCGGGUGCAAGUGGGUCGACGAAGUGAUCGUCGGGACGCCGUACGAGGUGUCUGUCCACCUGCUCGAUCGACUGAACUGCGCCUUCGCGGCUCACGGCGACGAUUGGGUGGUUGGUGCCGACGGAGAGGACGCGUACGCGGGACCUCGGCAUGCGGGGCGCAUGAAGAUUUUUAAGCGCACCGAGGGGAUCAGUACUUCGACGAUUGUCUCGCGUCUCCUGCAGGCCACAGCUCACGUGGAGCAGCGCCAUACACUCACGCCUCUCCAGGCUGAAGGCCAGCUGCUGGACGCUGGCGAAGUGCAGAGCAAAAAGCCGUUGAGGAGCCAGGCGGUAACGCAGCCGACCCGCGUGCAACGCUUCGCGAGAGACUCUCUGAGAGAACAGAAGGAGAACUUGCUGGCUUGCUCCUGCAAGAAGAAACGCGAUAAGGACGAGGACGAGCGACGCCGAGGGCGAGCAGAGAGACUCGGGAAGAGGCGCGACGUCCACGCGGCGGACGCUCGCUCUCGGGACUGUUUAGACACCCGAGGAGGCGAAGAAGAAGAGCGGGGAGGCAGCGACGCGGCGUCUUCAGCGAAUUUGUCGAGUUUCUUCUGCUCGUCGAGCGACGAGGGCGGCCGCAGCAACGGCGAUAACUCGGCGCACAGAAGGAGACAGGAGUGGCGAGCGAGCUCAAGGGGGAGCGACGCGCGAGGCGUCAGCGUCGGAGACGGUGACGCGAGCCGGGAGACAGAAAGGAGAAGGGGAAACGUGGAGGAGCCGAGACAAAAGAAGUCCUGCUGCGCCGUUGGUGGCCGGCACCAUCGACCGCGGAAGCCUCAAGACCCUGAAGAACGCAGAAUGCUCAUGUCGACGAAGCGUCUCCUGCAGUUCAUUGGUCAACCGAAGCGUCCGAAAGCCGGCGGCAAAAUCGUCUACGUCGAUGGUUCUUUUGAUGUCUUUCAUGUGGGUCACCUGCGCAUUUUGGAGAAGGCGAAGCAGCUGGGAGAUUACCUGAUUGUCGGCAUCCACGACGAUGAGACGGUCUCGAGAAUCAAAGGUCCCGGGUUCCCUGUCUUGAAUCUACACGAGCGAGCACUCAACGUCCUCGCCAUGAGAGUCGUGGACGAAGUCAUCAUUGGAGCCCCGUGGGUGAUUCCACACUACAUGCUGAAGCAGUUUCAGAUCGAUGUGGUGGUGCGCGGGAGUCGCAUCGAUUCGAUCGCGUAUCCGUUUUCUGGAGACGCGAGUGGAGAGGGGGCAGGAGAGCCUGAGGCGCAGGCGGGCAGAAGAAAGGAGACGGAGGGUCGAGACAGCUCCUGCUCCCUCGCAGUUCUCUCCUCUGGCGAGGAAGACGAGGACGCGGUCGAUCCUUACCGCGUACCGAAGGAACUCGGCGUCUAUAGAGAAGUGGAGAGCUCCUCCUCCUGGACAACCAGAGCGCUCGUGGAGCGCAUUCUUGCCAACAGGGAGGCUCUGAUGGCAACCAUCGAAACCCGAUGCUCCAAGGAAGCAAAGUUCUGGCGCGAACAAGAGCAGGGACAGAUGGUGUCUCUGACAGAACUCUGAGGAACAGAGAUGUGGAUACGCGUAUGUAGAGAACGGGCUGUCCUGGAUACACUUGCCGUCCUUCCACAUGUUCUGUGAGCGCGCUCCAAGGGUCUGGUCCAGAUGACGGUGGUUCGACCUGUCUUCCGGGGUGCCCCAGUCUAGCCGGUACUUCGCUCUACGUUCUUUUUCGAGUGGUUUCCCCACGCAAGAAUUGCGACGGAGAAUCACGGGAGUGGAACGGAGUCGUGGAGAAAGGCGUUGAAGGCCAGCAGGACUUCUUGACGCGCUCUUCAAUCCUGCUCGUUCGCCUUCACAAGAUAAUUGAAAUGUGAAAAGGGGCACCCGCAUGAACAGCAAGCGCAACAGAACGAAGCAAAGACAGGAAAUCGUGUUUCGGGAAAGAGGGGAAGUUCCAGGGUCCGUUGGGGGGAGACAUGUUUUUCCACCUCCGCGUUUUUUACCGCCUGAGGUCUGAAGAAGACCGAGUUCGCGUUUCAUAUUUAACGUGCCAGCGUGCUCGGCUUUCUCCAUAGAGAAGUCGGUGCCCCUGCAGCGUGUCUUUUUUUCCACGGAGUUUGGUUUUUGUGUACGCUCCCACUUUCUGCCGGUUCUCCGUUUGUCGCCAAGAAGUGUGUUUUUCAGUGUUUCGCGUCUUCUGCAAUAGGACGCUUCGCUCGUUUUCGUGAGAGCGUGAACUCGAACGACGUCCUUUUGUGUACUUUCCAAGCACAAGGAACGAGUUUCAGUCUCUCCUUCUGUUGCUCCGAGCCCGCAGCUCACUCAACUGAGAACGAGAAUCCGUCUUUCGCUCCACCUACACAGUUUCUGUACUUGUCCUUUGGCCGAGGCUUCAAACAUAAUAGACGACUGAGAGAACCACGGACUCGCAAACACAACAGUGCGC